Molecule: messenger RNA, 1044 nt
Organism: Durusdinium trenchii
Lineage: Eukaryota; Dinophyceae; Suessiales; Symbiodiniaceae
Source: the annotation of a GenBank genome assembly
AUGCCGACACGGAAGGCCCUGGUGAUUGGAAUCAACUAUGCAGGCUCUGAUUCUGAGUUGCAUGGUGCAGUACACGACGCAAAACAAUGGAUGCAGGUGCUGACCCGAGACUUUGCUUUCCGCAAGGAGAACAUUCAAGUGAUGCUCGAUGUGUACCCCAAUGGAGAUCCUGUGGAAGACGACCCAUUCUAUUCAGUUCCCACCAAGGAGAACAUGUUGGCGGCCAUCAGAUGGUUUGUGUCUGAUGUCAGAGAGGGAGACAGUUUGGCCUUCAUUUUCUGUGGCCACAUGACACAGAUCUUGGAUUACACCAAUCGAAGCGGAGAACGAAUUGAAGAGGCCUUGUGCCCUAUCGACUGGGAUGAGUUUGAUGGUGCCACCCCGUACCGGCUAAUCACAGAUCGGGAACUUCACCAGUUGUUUGGCCAACUGCCAGACAGUGGUGUGUUGCUGACCAUGGUCCUGGACGCCUCGACGUGCUCGGCACCUCUGAGGGUGCCGUUAAGGCGCAAUGCUUCUUAUUUGGAGCGAGAGGACGACAACACAGAGGUGACUCAGGCUAAGUUCAAUGCCACGUUCGACUGCAAACCUUGGCUGAGCAGCCAGCACGUGAAUGCCAUUGCGAGACGAGUGCCAUACAAGAUUUGGAGGCCGUUGUGGACUUCCUUGGCGAGAGCAUUAAAGCCUUCGUUUUCUCCUCCAUUGCAGGAAGGUUGCGCCAUUUUUUGCAUCACCGCGUGCGGUCUGGGACAAUCGGCCUUGGAAGCGUGGAUAGAGGGCCUUCAGCAAGGAGUGCUCACCCAUUGCUUACUCCAGGUAUUGGAAAAGCAACAGACCUGUAGCGUCCUUGAGUGGGUCCAACAAGCCAACAAGGUGGCCAAUGAUCUUCGGGCAAAGGUAAUACCCAACAUGGACCAGCACUUUGAGGUUUCGUACGGCAGGCAUGCCGGUCCUGAUGAAUGCCAGAUGUUUAACCCAGCCGCUGCGCUCCUUGCCAAGGACAGAUCCAAGCGACGUCGUGGUCAAGUCUUUCUACCAACAUGA